Tetranychus urticae (two-spotted spider mite) is the source of this 2607-nucleotide messenger RNA. It is a transcript of the gene Sf3a1, whose product is annotated as splicing factor 3a subunit 1. The record is from RefSeq and is a predicted model, not a curated record. NCBI's taxonomy places the organism in Eukaryota, Metazoa, Arthropoda, Arachnida, Trombidiformes, Tetranychidae. Gene Ontology annotation, cellular component: catalytic step 2 spliceosome; U2 snRNP; U2-type prespliceosome. Gene Ontology annotation, molecular function: protein binding; RNA binding. Gene Ontology annotation, biological process: mRNA cis splicing, via spliceosome; regulation of alternative mRNA splicing, via spliceosome.
UUUUACAGUGAGAAUAGCCAAGUUUUUGCUCGGAAAAUAGACGAUAAUGUGUGUGUUCACCAAUUUUCUAAUGGACUCGGUUUAGUGUUUAUUUUAAUUAUUUACUUCAAUUUGUGUCCCAAUUAAUUAGAUUUGUUUGAUUAUUUUUUUUGUACAAAAAUUGUACAUAAUGUCUGGAGAAACCAUUGGUAUCAUUUAUCCUCCGCCGGAGUUGAGAAACAUUGUUGACAAGACUGCUAGUUUUGUUGCUCGUAAUGGUCCUGAGUUUGAAACAAGAAUCCAGCAAAAUGAACAAAAUAACCCGAAAUUUAAUUUUCUCAAAGCUGGUGACCCUUAUCAUGCUUAUUAUCAAUAUAAAGUCAAAGAAUUUAAAGAAGGUUCGAAAGGCAGUGAAAUAUCAGCUCCACCUAGUACUGUUUCUAAUUCAUUCCAACCGGCUCAAAAUCGGUCCAUUCAACCUCAACAAAAUAGGAUAAAUAAACAACUAGAGCUGUUUGCCGAAACUGCUUUUGUUCCUAAAGAUCCGCCGCCAGAUUUUGAAUUCUCUGCUGAACCUCCUUCCAUCUCAGCAUUAGAUUUAGAUAUUGUCAAGUUGACUGCUCAAUUUGUUGCAGUUCAUGGAAGAUCCUUUCUCACUAACUUAAUGAAUAGGGAACAGAGAAAUUUCCAAUUUGACUUCUUACGACCACAACAUGGAAUGUUUGGUUAUUUUACUCAACUUAUAGAACAAUACACUAAAAUUCUCAUGCCAGCUAAAAACUUAGUCCCUGAUUUGCAAAAGGAAAUCGCAUCGCCAAGCUCCAUAUUGGCCAAAGUGAGGUAUAGGCAAGAAUGGGCCAAAAUACAAGAAGCCGAGAAAAGAAGAGAACAAGAAGAAGCUGAAAGAGAAAGGAUUCAAUAUGCCCAAAUCGAUUGGCAUGAUUUUGUGAUAGUAGAAACGGUUGAUUAUCAAUUACACGAGCAAGGUCUUUUCCCUCCUCCUACAACACCAGAAAGUGUUGGUUCGCGACUUCUGUUGCAGCAACGAAUUGAAGAGCAAGGACAAGAAGCGGUGGAAAUGGACGUUGAUUCUGAUGAAGAAUUAGAUGAAAUCAGAAAAGCUGAAAAGGCAAAAGAAUCUAUGCCACCUCCAUUGCCACCUUUACCUCCUCAAUUGGAUAAUGUUGUCAUUCGGAAAGACUAUAAUCCCAAAGCUAAGACUCAAGCUGCACCAGUUGCCGCAGCCACAAAAACAGCUGAAGCAUGGGUUGUCUCACCCAUUACAGGGGAGAAAAUUCCUGCCGAAAAGCUGCAAGAACAUAUGCGUUACGGUCUUUUAGAUCCACGAUGGGUUGAGCAAAGAGAACGAGCUCUUCAAGAAAAGAUGCAACAAGAAGAAGUUUAUGCAUCUGGAUCAGCUAUUGACAUGAAUCUUAAAGAAUUAGCUGAAAGACGUAGUGAUAUUUUCGGUUCUGGUGAUGAAGAAACUGCAAUCGGUAAAAAGAUUGGUGAAGAGGAAAGAAAGAAGCCAGAGAAAGUCACCUGGGAUGGUUACACUGCUAGUAUGGAAGCGGCAACUCGAGCUGCUCGAGCUAAUAUUUCAAUUAAGGACCAAAUUCAACAAAUUCAUCGUACCAAAGGACUUCUUCCUGAUGAAGAUAAGGAAAGAAUUGGACCAACGUUGCCAUCAUCAUCACAAGCUAAUCAAGGUCCACCUGUAUCAUCAGCUAUGAUUCAAGCAAUGUCAGGUCCACCUCCAACAACACAAUCAAUGUCAGGUAGACAUCACCACCACCACCAUCAACAACAACAAAAGAUGGACCAACAACCUAAUCAACCACAAAUGCCAACUAUGGUUAAUCUAGUUAAUCCGUUGACCGGUGGGCCUCGAGGCCAGCCUCAUCCCCACUCACAUCCUAGUUUACAACAACCCCAUGUAUUGACUCCUCAACAAGCUACACAGUUUGUUUUACCGCCAGGUGCUCAACCCAACGGACCUCCAUUCAUGAUACCAACUCCUCAAAUGAUGAUGGGGAUGUAUGGAAUUACUCAGAUACCUACAAUGCCUCCUAAUGAAGAUCUAAACCCUAAUUCUGUUUCCAUGAGUAUUUCACAAGAUGAUGAACCGCCAUUCAAAAAGUCUCGAGAAGAUAGCAUGGUUCCUGAAGACGAGUUUAUGCGUCGUUUCAAUGGUCCCGUCACCUUCCAAGUCAAAGUUCCCGAAGUACCAGAUAAACCUGAAUGGAAUUUACAGGGACAAACAGUUAAUUUAACAUUACCUUUAACUGAUAUGGUAUCAGUGAUUAAAGCAAAAAUUCAUGAGCAACUUGGCCUUCCGCCCGGUAAACAAAAGUUACAAUUCGGAAGUACUUUUAUUAAAGAUUCAAAUACCUUAGCUUUUUGUAAUAUUGGCUCUGGAGCCACUUUAACACUUGGUCUCAAAGAAAGAGGUGGUCGUAAAAAAUAAUUUAUAAAUUACAUUAUAUUAAUAACAACAUUUGCAUUAAUUAACUGCAUUGGUUAAUUUGCUUGCUAUCGUGUUUUCAUCAUCAAUCAUCUCCAUUGCAUUAGCUGUUAAGCUUGUACUUUUCAAUAUUAAACCAUGGAACUUGACUUUCUUUGAUAAAU